AUGACAAAAAAGAAGAACCCAGACUGGUUCAGUAAGGGGAUUACUGCCACAGCUGCAUUACCAGAGAGUGGUUCAUCACUGGCCUUACGAGCCCUAGGAUGGGGCUCACUCUAUGCGUGGUGCGGAGUUGGAUUGCUCAGUUUUGCCAUUUGGAAGGCCCUGGGUGUGCACAGU
Messenger RNA from Fulmarus glacialis (Northern fulmar), 174 nucleotides. RefSeq names its product transmembrane protein 242 (gene TMEM242). The annotation marks the transcript as partial. Lineage: Eukaryota; Metazoa; Chordata; Aves; Procellariiformes; Procellariidae. The transcript has 2 exons. The record is from RefSeq and is a predicted model, not a curated record.